This is a messenger RNA of Rhopalosiphum padi (bird cherry-oat aphid), 1590 nucleotides long. RefSeq lists its product as uncharacterized. The coding region runs from base 330 to 1412 and encodes 360 amino acids. The record is from RefSeq and is a predicted model, not a curated record. The transcript is spliced from 2 exons. NCBI's taxonomy places the organism in Eukaryota, Metazoa, Arthropoda, Insecta, Hemiptera, Aphididae.
AAUCUUUCUUUCGUAUAAUAGUUUCCAAAACACCAUUGGGCCUCUUAAAUUUUCGAUACACGAUCGGUUUAAGAAUUUCAUGGGGGAAUCAGUAUUCAUUUGAACCUUUGGUAGAGCAGUCGACAAGCGUCCACACCAACGAACGAGAAAAUUAAUAGCGUAUACACGUGGAAAGCAUAUAUUACGCAGUACGUAAUAGACACGACGUUUUAAAACGAUUCGUAUCAUUUCUAUCCAGUUCCAAAAAUAAAAGAUCGAAGUUCCGGUAGCAAUUGACGUACAAUAUUACUCCGGAAACGGUGGUUAGAGAUAUAAAAAAUAAUAACGAUAUGUCGAAAAACUUAGAAGAAAACAUAUCGUCUGCUACAAAUAGUGAAAUGUCGAUGAAUGUUCCGCAAACACCUCGAUUGCCAAUGUUGCCGACGACGGCGGAUCGUGAACCACCGCAAACGUCGCAGCACUGGUCAAUGACGUACGGACCACCCCAGCCACUGGCACCGCAGACACUUAGCGUGAUGACUUAUCAUCCUCCACAGCCGCCGUUGCAGUUGAUGACAUAUAUGAUUCCGUCCACAUCACCGAUACCGAUGGCGCCGGACAGCGUGUACAUGCAGAUGCCGCUGUACCGGCACUUGCCACCGGACAUGUAUCAGAUGCAGAUGCCACCGUACCGGAACCCAUCGCCGGACACGUAUCAGACUGCAUCUGCAAUGCCGCCGCCGGACACGCAUCUGAUGCAGAUGCCGCAGUACAGGAGUCCGCCGACGCACACGUAUCAAAUGCAGGUGCCGCUGUACUGGAACCCAUCGUUGAACACAUAUCAGACUGCAUCUGCGAUGCCACCAUACCAAAACCCGUCGUCGGACACGAAUCAGAUGCAGAUGCCGCCGUACCGGAACCCAACGUCGGACACGUAUCAGACUGCAUCUGCAAUGCCGCCGUACCGGAAUCCGCCGCCGCACACGUAUCAGAUGCGGAUGCCGUACCAGAACCCGUUGUCGGACACAUAUCAGAUGCAGCUGCAGCCGAUAUCGCCGCGUCACUGCGUUCAACCGAUAGAGAUUUUGGUACCGAUGAGACCGGAAGCGCUGCAGGUUCAGCCGUCACACAGGCUGGAAGUCAUUGAGACUCACGUGGCUAACAUGCACCAAGACGUCAGCUUCGUCCAGGACGAGGAAUCGUUCGUGCCGUACUACUGCUUGGACUGUUUCACGGUCAUGUACUCUCACGGCAGCGUCGAUCCGAGUACACCACUUGAAAUAAGGCGUCAACCGACGGUGUACAUCAUGCGCAAGCUGGUCCGCAGAUCCCUGGAUAACGAGUUUCAUACCGAUCGCCACGAUAACGGUGAUGGAGAUCACCACAGUGACGACACCGAUCCCGAAUUCGCCGCCAGCAAUCCCGGACCGUAGGAGCCAUAGACGACUCGUUUCACGCAUAACGUUGACGUUGGUUUUUUGGUGAAUUCAUCGUUUACGAUUAGGUUAUAAUACAAUAAUAUGAUUAGAAAAUUUUAAUGACAAAUUGAAUCAUGAGGUUUCCUUUUGAAUGUAUAACGAACCUUUAAACGAUUUGUUUUUACUAUUUAAA